Molecule: messenger RNA, 231 nt
Organism: Colletotrichum truncatum
Lineage: Eukaryota; Fungi; Ascomycota; Sordariomycetes; Glomerellales; Glomerellaceae
Source: RefSeq, a predicted model, not a curated record
AUGGCACGGCUUUUUGCGGUGGUUGUUUUCUUUUUCACUGUCGGAUCCCUCGCAAAUCCCAUUGCAGGUCCUGAUUUUGGCGGCCUUAGUCUACCUGACCCGAACAUUCUCCUGGACAAGAGAAGUUGCACCAACCCACCAAAGGACUGCACAUGCUGCACCCAAUGUGCAUAUUGUACCGAUCAUCUAAAGCUGUGUGCUUGCAAAAUCGGUUGCGGUUACACUUGUUAA